This is a messenger RNA of Closterium sp. Yama58-4, 972 nucleotides long. The record is from the annotation of a GenBank genome assembly. Lineage: Eukaryota; Viridiplantae; Streptophyta; Zygnematophyceae; Desmidiales; Closteriaceae.
AUGGCGGAGGCGGUCGCGGUAGUGCGCGCGAAGAAGCAGACGGAGGCGAAUGGCGAAAGAGAUGUGGCGGUGCUAUCGCGGUCGGAGAGUUUGCUGGACGACAAGUUUGAUGCGUAUGAGACGGCCAAUUAUCGCAUGUGGGUUCGGUCCAAAACCGAGGCGUUUUCCAGGCGGGCGAGCACGCGCGACGAGAGCUGCGCGGAUGGUGCGGAGGACGGAGAGGGGAAGGAGACCGCGGCAGGGGCUCUUUUGAAGCGCAGCUUGACGGCGGAUGCAACGGGGAAGACCAUGGCGCGGGGGGGUGCGCCUAGUAACGGCUUGGCGGAGAGCAUGAUGGCGGCGGGGGGCGAGAGCAUGAUGGCGGGCGCGGGCUUGCCGCGAUCGGCGAGCGAGGUCACGCUGCAGGACGCGGAGGUGGACGAGAUGGACAGAGAGGUGCUGCAAGGAGCGCCCAGGUUCACAGCGGUGCUAGAACUACUGGGCUGGGCUGGGCUGGGCUGUGAGGCGUUCGUGCGCGUGGUGGCGCUGCAGCAGCGAGUGCAGCACUACCGUGACCUGGGCUUGUUCGUGGUGCUCAUGGCGCUCUUCAUCACCAUCCUCUACCUCCAGGCCGACUCCUCCAGGAGCUAUGAAAUCACCGCCGCGCACUCCGUGCUCUUCCCCCCCGUAUGCCCCCCCGUUUCCCCACUCCAUGCUCUUCCCCCCCGUAUGCUCCCCCCUUACCCCACUCCGUUCUCUUCCCCCUCGUAUGCUCCCCGCUACCCCUCUCGUGCUCAUCCUCGGUUGCUUCCCCCAAACCCUCCACACUCCCCCACGCAUUCCUUCUCUCUAUACCCGCCUGUAUGCUCCCCACUUGGGGUGCCGCAGCCCUCAUUGGUUCUUUCUAACGCAUUCAUUCAACCGCACUGUCAUUAUAGCGCGCAUUCACUGGGGCGCGCAUUGGGGAAUCGUAGCAUGGGUGCAGUGCAGUGA